Talaromyces proteolyticus is the source of this 1752-nucleotide messenger RNA. RefSeq names its product Alpha/Beta hydrolase protein. The transcript is spliced from 4 exons. Gene Ontology annotation, molecular function: dipeptidyl-peptidase activity. NCBI's taxonomy places the organism in Eukaryota, Fungi, Ascomycota, Eurotiomycetes, Eurotiales, Trichocomaceae. Bases 1 to 1752 code for a protein of 583 amino acids. The record is from RefSeq and is a predicted model, not a curated record.
AUGGGUGGAGCAAUUAACCAGACUCUGGAGCAACUUGCUCUGAAUGACAAACUUCUGCCUUCGAAGCCCUCUAAGGGACCAAAAGCAGUCUUCCCCACUUUUGAUCCUUCCUACCGUGAGUUCAAUGAAGAGGGUAUGUCCAUCAUCUAUAAUGAAGACAUUCCAGUCCGUGAUGGCACUAAGUUACGGGGUGAUAUUUUCCGGCCCUUGAACACGACACUCGAUGGCAAUGAAAAAUGGCCCAUUGUCCUGGCUAUUACUCCCUUCGGCAAACAGGUCCCUUCUGAACGUGAUCAGAGUAAAACACCACCGAGCAAAGAGUUCGAUGCAGGCUAUGAUGGUGUUUACAUGUCUAAAUUCAGCACAUUUGAGGGCUCAGAUCCUGCUUUCUGGACGAAGCAUGGAUUUAUCUACGUUAUCGUUGAUUCUCGUGGAAGUUUUGCAUCCGAAGGGACCAGGACAACCUUAGUGACACCAGUUGAUGCAUUAGAUGCAUACGACGUUAUCGAGCACUUGGGUGCGCUGCGAUGGUCGAACGGGCAUAUUGGAAUGAUUGGCUCCAGUGCACUCGGCACUAUCCAGUGGUUCGCGGCUUCGUUAAAUCCACCACAUCUGUCGUCCAUCAUUAUGCAGGACGGGUGGACUGAUACGUAUCGUGAUAUCUACUACAAGGGCGGCAUUCCCCACUUGAGCUUUGUGAGGGUAUUGCAAGAUGUUUAUCUGAGUCACGGAAAUGCGGAAAAAUCCCCAGUUAGCGAUUUAGUCUCAGCUGCCCUUCAACACCCGACCUUUGAUGAAUUCUGGGAGCGAUUGGAUCCCGAUGUUACAAAAAUAACAUGUCCGAUCUAUGUGAUUUCAAGCUUUGGUGACAGGGGCAUUCAUUGCCCUGGAUCUAUUCGGGGUUACCUCAAGGCGAGCGCGAAGACGAAAUUUCUCGAGCUUCACCCGUAUCGCAAAUGGGAAUGGCAGCUUACUCCCGAAUCUUUGGAGCGACAGCUGGCUUUUUUUCACAGAACUCUCCAAGGUCCAGAUCAACAUGCCGCCAAGUCCAUUGACUAUUGGCCAGCUGUACGCCUUCACACAACCGAGAAACACUACGCUGGCAGCUGGCGCAGUGAGAAUGAGUUCCCACUGGCCCGAACAAUCCGAAGCCGGUAUUACCUAGGGAACGACCAACAGCUGGUCACAAACAGCGGUCCACGGUUUAGUAAUGGAUUAGUGACAUAUGAAGCCAAGACUGGUUCCGUCUUUUGGCAGUAUACAUUUGGUCAACCAACCGAGAUUACGGGAACUUCGCGUCUACACCUCAUUAUUUCAAUCUCUGAAGGAAGUGACGCUGAUCUUUUUGUGACGCUGCAGAAGUUAGACCGCCACGGGAACAUUGUCUUCUUCCCUUAUCAUACGUAUAUCAACGAUGGCCACGUGUCAUGGGGUUGGUUGAGGGCUUCAUUGCGGAAAUUGGAUCCUAAUCCUACCGGCGACGAAGUAGCGCCUACUUUCCGCAAAGAAGAUCAGCAGCCACUUGUUCCGGGUCGUUCGGUGGAAGUCGAUAUAGGGCUUCAACCUACUUCUACGCUUUUCCGAACAGGCGAGACUUUGAAGGUUAUGGUACAAGGGCACGACUUCGGGGAAUAUUCUCCGUACGGCCCCGUAUACCGGAUACCUCGCGGUGGAACUGGUUGCAAUCAGGGCCAGCAUUCUAUUUCCUUCGAAGGGAGCUACUUAGAAGUUCCCAUUAUUCCGCCAAAAUAA